AUGAAGGCCUCAAUCUUGUCCGCUGUGGCUAGCUUUGUUGCUAUUGCGGCUUGUCAGAACUCGACCAUCACUUCUUCUACCACUUCGCAUGCUGCAUCGGUCUCGUCGAGUUCUCCUUUUAUUCCAUCGACAUCAUCCACUCCCGCCUCUUCUAGCAUAUCCUCUUCGGGUACCGCAAUCACAGUCGCUCUCGAUGGUUCGGCUCAGUUCACCGCUAUCAAUGCUGCCGUCAACGCUGCUCAGAAUAGCGGCAUUCCUACAGUCGUUGUCAAAGCUGGCACCUACUCUGAGUCUAUUGCUAUCAGUGGAACUCAGACUGUGACUAUAAUCGGCCCAACCGCUAGUUCCGUCGCACAAAAUCAGGUCAACAUUGUUGCAAACAACGCCGUUGGAGUUGUGAGCAUUGCUACAGCCAAUACUCAGGGCAUCACCUUGAGGAACUUGAACUUGACCAACCCUGCGACAAGUGGACUUGCUCCUGCUGUAUCUAUCAGAGGCUCUAAGCAUGGGUUUUACACCUGCGCCUUUGUUUCCAGCAGUUCCGGUGUUUACUACUCUUCUCUCGGAACUUCUUUGAUUGCCAACAGCUACCUGGAGGGCACAGACAAGCUCUUCUACAACUAUCUUACUGCAUACGUCUAUGGAUCCACGAUUGUUCCCACCGCCAGCAGCGCGUCUAUCAUGUACGCCCAAGGUGUGGCCGCUGGUCUGUCCAACGCCGGUAACUCCACUCUCGUGGUUGACUCUAGCUCUGUGAUUCAGAAGGCUGGCAACACUAACACAUACGUCUAUCUUGCGGCACCCAAUACGAGUGGCAACUUUACCCAAGCUAUCUACCGCAACAGCAAUCUCGGAAGCUUGAUUGCACCAAGUGGAUUCAAGGGCACCACUUGCAGCUCUGCCGCUUUCUAUGGAGAGUUUUCUAACUUUGGCCCAGGGGCUUAUUCGGCCAAUGCACAGAGUAGGCCGGGGGCUGCGAUGUCCAAUUGUCUGUCGAUCAGGCUCCUCCUCUGUCUCAAGCUCCUCGUCUGCCUCGAGCUCCUCUGCCUCGAGCUCGUCUGCCUCGAGUUCCUCCAUCUUGAGCUCCUCUGCCGUGAGCUCCUCCAACAGUUCUUCAGCAUCAUCAACUAUGUCUACAACAACAUUUCUGCUGCUAUUGCCGCUAUUCCCAACGACAGCAAGCCUUACACCAUCUAUAUCAAACCUGGCGUAUACAACGAGCAGAUUAGCAUUACCAGAAAUGGUCAAGAUACAAUUCUCAAGUGGUCGCGGUACAAACUUGGGCCAGAACGAACAGACUCCUGUAAUCAAUUCAAAAAGACCAACGACAACUCUGGUCUGGCUUUGUACAAUAUUGAUUUCGCCAACACCUUUCCCCAAACUGCCAAUACCGCCGCUCUUGCAGCUGAUUUCUAUGGCAACAAUAUGGCCGCUUAUGGUUGUUCCUUCGUUGGUUUUCAAGAUACUCUUCUUGCCAACAAGGGCACCCAGGUUUUCUCGAACUCAUACGUUGAGGGCUCGAUCGAUUUCAUCUGGGGAUUCGGCACAGCAUACUUCUAUCGAUCUGUUAUCGCUUCGAACACUAAGGGCGCAUGUAUCGCUGCUCAAGGCCGUGUUGUGACGACUCCAGCUGCCUACAUCUUCGAUGAAUGUUUGGUCACAUACACCUCUACUUACGGAAGCACGUUUGCCGCUAGUUAUCUUGGUCGUCCUUAUAGCAAUUACUCGACAGUUGUCUACAAGAACAGCUACCUCGACAAGCACAUUAACGCUGCUGGCUGGCAGGUCUGGCAAACUGGAAAUCCUCAGACUUCCAACGUCGUAUUUGGAGAGUAUAACAACACUGGUCCCGGAGCAUGGGUCUCAGGAACUGCCCGUGUCUCCUUUGCAACCAACAUGACCGACGAUCAGGCCGCGGGCUACAGUCUCUCAACUUGGGUUGGCGACACCAGCUUCAUUGAUCAGGCUGCAUGGAAUUACGAGCCGUCUUGGAGCUUCCCUGCAUCCACGACCACCGGCAGCGCUAGCAGCACUUCCUCAGGUGUUCCUGGACCUACUAGUACUUCAUCGAUCAAUAUCCAUCCUAACAGUGGUAGCGUUCCUCCUCAGUACGCAGUGAUCGUUUCGGCUGAUGGUCAAUACAAUGCUUCGUUCACAAACUUGACCGCUGCUCUCGCUUCUCUGCCUAAUGAUAGUACCAACCAGACCAUCUUCCUCUAUGCAGGCUCUUACAACGAGCAGAUCCCUUCAAUCAAUCGCCCAGGUGCCGUUCGUGUUAUCGGCUACACUUCUGGUAGCCCCGGACAGAGCUACAAGGAUAACUCUGUCACCGUGACAUUUGCACGUGGUCUUUCGGUGUCCCCUCUACCCGCCGGCCACAACGAUGCGGAAACUGCGACCGUCGCUACUGCCUCCAAUAGAAUCUCAUUCUACAACAUCAACUUCAUCAACUCUGAUAAUCUUGAUGGACUGGAGCCGAACUACGUAACAUUGGCCGCCUCGAUCUAUGGCAACGACAUUGGUUUCUACGGAUGCUCCUUCCAAGGCUGGCAGGAUACUCUCCUUACUGGUGCAACUGCUGGCUACCAGUAUUAUGAAUCCUGCUACAUCUCUGGAGCCAUUGACUUCAUCUGGGGUUAUUCGAAGAGUUUCUUUAAGGGGUGCACUAUCGGCGCUAAAAGACAAAAGUCUGCUAUGACUGCUCAGAGCCGUGCUUCUGCUUCCGCCAUUGGUGGUUAUAUCUUCGACCAGUGCUUGUUCACGGCUGCCACUGACGCAACGGUUGACCUUACCGGUACAGUCUACCUCGGUCGUCCUUACUCCGCUUAUGCACUUGUUGUUGUCAAGAAUUCUUACCUUGAUGACUUGAUCAACCCAUCAGGAUGGAAAACUUGGUCGGCUACCGACCCUCGCACUGACCAUAUCACCUUUGCCGAGUACAACAAUGUCGGUCCUGGCUCUUGGGCAAACAAUGUCGCUGCACGUCAAGCUUUCGGCAAUGCCACUCUUUUGACAUCUGAUACCUAUUCUCUGGAGGCAGUCAUGGAUGACACUGCUUGGAUCGACAAGACUUACUGGAAUUCGAUCGUUACACCUGAACCUGCCGUAGUCAAUACCACCACCCCUACCAACGUCACAGUCUCCGGAUCGAGCUCUUACAACGGUACUGUGCCUCCUACUGGUGCUCUCAUCGUUUCUAAGAACGCGAUUGAUGGUGUUACUACUUACGAUACAAUUCAAGGCGCUCUUAAUGCUGCACCCACCUCGAGCAAGACCAACGCUACCAUCUUCAUCUACCCCGGUGUCUACCAAGAACAGCUGAUCGUCAACAAGAGCGGCACUACCAUCUUCAUGGGCUAUUCUGACUCGACCGAUGAUUACAACAAGAACCAGGUCACCAUCCAGCAGUCUUAUGGCGAAGAUACCCAGGGCACUGGAAGCGAUGUGGACGCUGCUACUGUCUACGCCACUGGAAACUAUUUCUAUGCCUACAAUGUCAACUUUAGAAACAACAAUGGCACACAGCAAAAUAUCGCCUCUCUCGGUUUUGCGGUCAAGAGCAGCAAGUAUGCCUUCAUGCACGGCUGUCAGAUCUAUGGUAACCAAGAUACUCUGUACAUUUCCGGAAACAUGUUUACAUUCAAGAGUUACAUCGAGGGUAACGUUGAUUUCAUCUUCGGUGCUGGAUCUGGUUACUUCCUCAACUCGACCAUUUCACCCAAUGAGGAUGGUGAUUCCAUUACUGCUGCUAAGCGUGCAACCAACACUACAUCUGCUGGCUUCGUCUUUGACCAGUGUUCUAUAGUGCCUGCUGCAGGCUCUUCUGGAUUUAAGAAUGUUUCACUAGGACGUCCCUGGAACAACUUCGCUCGUGUGCUCUAUGCUGGCUGUUAUCUCGAUGGUUCAGUUGGCUCGGCAGGUUGGACUCAGUGGAGCAAGUCUUCGCCUCAGACUGAUGGUGUUACCUUUGCCGAAUACCACAACUUUGGCCCUGGAAGCAAUACUUGCAACCGUGCCAGCUUCUCGCAGCAGCUAUCUGAUGCCGAUGCCGCUCAAUUCCAGUUGGCUAACUUCUUCCCCACCACUUCAUGGAUUGAUUUCUCUGUCGUCGAUGUUCAACCUUUCACCGCUGGCUUCGGCUCUGCUCCCGCUGGAUGCAUUAGUUCCACAUCUUCCUCCAUCCUUCCAACAUUGUCAAGCACCAGCUCUAUAACAUUGCCUUUGGCCACGACCCAGAUCACCACAACCAUCAUCCAGAAAGCAACCACCUAUACCACAGUGGUGCAAGGAGAUGUCACAUCGACCGCCGUGACCUACGUCACCGAGAAUGAUGGCACUACAGUGACCCCCGACCCUAUUCUCAAAACCUCAAUCGUCAAGUCGACUAGUGUUGUGACUUCUACAACAACCAAGGCAGGCAAGACGACUACAGUCAAGUCUACCUCGGUUCUUCUGGCUACUGCUACCGCCUCUGCGAAGGAUGUUACCGUCAAGCAGACCUCGGUCGUCUCGAGCGAAACAACCAUUGCAGGCAAGGAUACCACCAUCAAGAGUACGGAGAUCGAUUACUUUACGACUACUGUUGCUGGUAAAACUUCGACCGUCAAGGCAACUAGCACCGUCCUUGUCACCUCAACAUCCUCCCCAAAGCCAAUCACUGUUACUGAGAACAUCGGCGCUCUGGUGACGAUUUACCAAACUUCGACCAUGAAGGGUUCAACUAUCAGCAGUGUCACUACGAUUCAAGCGCCGGACGUCACAUCUUCAACAACUCUCAAGCCAUCGACUAUAACCGUCUCGAGCUUCUCGAUCAAAACAACCACGAAGGGAACAACCAUUACCGCUUCGUGUGUACCUACUGCAGAUGCUGCCAGACUUUUCAAGAGAGGGCUUGAGGCUCGUGCUGCUGGAACUACUACAAUCUAUGUCAGCACUACAGUGACCUCAUACGUCAAGACCUCAGUCUUCACCAGUGCAGGAUCAACCAUCUACACUAGUGUGACAAGUACUAGCACUAUUGCAGCGACCAGCACACUCAAAGCGGCUACUUCAACAGUUCUGAGCACUUCGCUUGCAACGUCGAUUCAAGUCAUCACUGAGAGUGCUGACGCCGCAACCUCGACCUCGGUGAUUCUGUCAACUUCGGUCACCACAGAAACCAUUGCAGGAUCUACCCUAACCAGUCUUGCAUACAGUACUACAUUCGAUACUGUUUCUCCGCCUGGAAGCACUUACUACAGCGUUGCAACCGUCAGCUCAACUGAGAGUAUCUCUGCAUCAGCGACCACCGUGACAAGCUUCAAGCUCGUUUCUAGCACCACUGUCAUCACUGCCGAGCAGUCCACAUUGACAAUUACCAAUUCCGCAGAUUCGACGACUACGAUUCAGACCACGCUCCCAGCGUCUACUACGACGGUCUUCAAGACUAGCUCGCUGAAGGGCAGCACGGUCAAGGUUUCUGUGACACCUGAGCCUACAACCAAGACGACGGUUGUGAAGAGCACAUCUACAGUCUUUACCACCGUCACAAAGACUGCAAAGAAUGCACCUGCUUGUACAGAUUAG
Molecule: messenger RNA, 5565 nt
Organism: Aureobasidium uvarum
Lineage: Eukaryota; Fungi; Ascomycota; Dothideomycetes; Dothideales; Saccotheciaceae
Source: the annotation of a GenBank genome assembly